This is a messenger RNA of Durusdinium trenchii, 903 nucleotides long. Lineage: Eukaryota; Dinophyceae; Suessiales; Symbiodiniaceae. The record is from the annotation of a GenBank genome assembly.
AUGCCGAAGAAGAUCAUGAAGGCUGUGAAGAAGAACAAGCCACAGGUUUGGCCUGCCUCGAAGACAGGAAAAGCUCGCGCCUUCAUGAAGUCCACUACUACCAUGAAGAAGCUCAAGCCUGUUCCUUAUGUCCGGCAUGCGGGUGUUCAGACGAAGUUUCGGAAGGAGAGAGUUCACUUUGGUGUGUCAGUUCAGGGCCUCUUCUCCAUGCGCCCGCAGGCUUUGUUUCGUGUCUUGCAGAAGGAUGGCAUCCUCCCGGACUGGAAAGGGGUGCCAGUGGCUGCGACCCCUGUCAUCUUGGGCAUGAAUCACAAACCAGUCUCUCGUAUCUACAACAACAUUGAGAUUGCUCGCAGCCGCCGUGUCAUCAAGAAGCAAAAGGAGAUCCAGUUCGGGGCGAAGAACCAAUGGCGCGAUGUGGAAGCCGAUGAAGUCGAUGUCGGCAAGGAAAUCGACUUGCAGCGCAAAAAGGCCAAAUGGGAGCAAUGGGGCGGCAUUGUGGAACGAGGCCAGCCCAACACCUUGGUUCUCUUCCGCCUCCCUCCAAAAAUUACAGCUGUGCGCUCUCCGGGCCCUGGCCCCAUCACCAAGCGAGACUGGCGACCCAUGGCUAACAAGUUCUUGGCUGGUCGAAAUGUCAUCUUGCAUACGGACGAGACCUACAAGAUGAAGGUGCCAAGUGUCCUGCACGACAAUGUGGUGCACAAGAAGAAAAAGAUGCUGGUCAAGGGCAAGCAGGUGUGGGUGAAACCCCACUACACAAAGAUUUGGGAACACAAGCUUCCCUGUGGCAAGCGUGUGACCGUGAAAGCCGGCGCACAAAUCAUCGACCGCUUCUGGGGCCACCUGCGCACCUCCCUCAAGUACGCCCCGCGCAAAGUCGGCUCCAUUGCCCUGGCGUAA